AUGGGUUUUAGUGUACGUAAAGACUACCUGAAUAAAGACAAAGACGGCAUGACCACGUCUAAGAGAUAUAGUUGCUGCAAGGAAGGUGUGAAGCGCAAGUAUGAAGGUGAUGUGAUGCCAAAGAGGACACGAGCGCCGACGAAAACAGGGUGUGGUGCUAAAAUGGUUAUCGUGUUGCUUAGAGGGACAAUGAAGUACCGUGUGCAUGACCUUGCCUUAGAGCAUAACCAUGAGUUGCACAUUGCUCAAUGUUCGCACAUGAUGCCAUCACAAAUAAAAGUGAGCGAGGCUCAAGGAUUUCAAGCUGAAAUAAGCGAGGAUGCUGGGCUUUCAUUGAAACAGAGCCAUGAGCUUAUGGGAAAGGAGGCAGGUGGGAUGGAAAAUGUGGGAUAUACUCGGGAAGACCUGAAACGAUAUCUUCGUACUCGACGGGAAAGGAAUUUGAAAUAUGGAGAAGAAGGCAAAAUUAUGAUAUUCGGUGCUGCCCUUAUGUAUGAUGAGACUAUAGAUUCUUUCAAAUGGGUGUUUGGUACAUUUCUAGAAGCAAUGUGCGGAAAGCGUCCAAGUACCAUACUAACUGACCAAGAUCACGACAUGGCAGUCACUCUUUCAGUUGUAUUGCCUGAAACAUUUCAUGGUCUAUGUACGUUUCACAUAACGCAUAAUUUUAUGAAGCAUCUUGGCAAUCACUACAAGGAAAAUAGUGACCUUCCAUAUAUGUUUGGUGCUUGCUUGUAUGCGAUUGAAAAAGUGGAACAAUUUAACAGGUUGUGGGAGGCGAUGGUGAAGAAGUACAAUCUUGAAAAUAAUGAAUGGCUUUCCGGGCUAUAUCGAAUUCGUGAUAAAUAG
This is a messenger RNA of Coffea arabica (coffee), 849 nucleotides long. Its product is annotated as protein FAR1-RELATED SEQUENCE 5-like. NCBI's taxonomy places the organism in Eukaryota, Viridiplantae, Streptophyta, Magnoliopsida, Gentianales, Rubiaceae. The record is from RefSeq and is a predicted model, not a curated record.